AUGGAGUCCACAUCUUUAGAAAGUGAUUUAAAAAGUGAUAAGUUGAUCUCAGAGGAUUUAAAACGCAUGAAGAGUUGUGAUGAAAAUAAAAAGAAUAAAAAUAACGAACAAGAAAAAUGUCUGAAAGGCACCAUCAAUGAAAAUGGAACUCCUUCGAAAAAAUUCCAUUCUAUGUUGGAGCAGGAGGUUAUUCAAGACACCCUGCAACAUGAUGGUGUAUUUGCCAGUGAAAAUAGUGAGAAAAUGGGAGAUGAUAUCCCAGGAAAAGAGCACCUAGAUCCUCAUGUAUGGAAACCGCUGAUGUCCGACUUACUCCACAGUUUUCCCAGUCUUCAGGUUUCCACGCCAACCAAGGUGUUGUUCUCGGCAGACGGGAGUGCGUUCACGCCAGUGGGCACUCCAACUACCUCCAGAGUGCUGAGACCAGCAGUCAAGUCACCACUGACCACACAUGGGAAAUACUUCCCUGCUGUCACUGACUUUAGCAGUUCACCUUUCACAGCAGUGCAGCCAGCACAGCCGGGUUACUUCACCACUCUGUCACCAUACAAGACACAGGACGUCACCACUGUCUUCAACCCCCACCAGGGGGCUCCGUCACCAAGAUACUCCAGUCAGACAUCAGCCCAGUAUGUAUCUGCUCCAACCAACACAGUGACCAGUGGUGUGGUCAAGCGGUGUGGUCUGACUGUGGAUGAAGUGACACAGACCCCACCUUCCAUGUUGAAUAGAGUUUCUGACACUAGCUCAAGGAACAGUCAUUAUAAAGCCUCUGCUAGAAAUGAGAAAUCUGAUGGAUUGACAAAUGCAGGAUGUGGGUCAAUAGACACUGACUGUCAUUGUCAUUGUCGUGAGCAAUGUCAGUGUAGGACAGGUGGGAGAAUGAGCUUUGACAGUCUCAACAGUGACGGGCAAGAGUCACAACAUAACAGCACAGAUAGUUUGGAGAGUGGCCACCAAGGGGAGACACAUACCACAUCUGCCCAAGACAGCAGCAACACUAGGUGUGGACUUGACCUUCACCAAAAGGGGGAGCCACAAGAUUGUUUAAGCCAAGUCGGUGAGGAACUGAGGGACAGCCUGGAAAAUCACCAAGAAAGAAAUCUAAGCAUUGACAGUCUCGAUGGUAGAAAAGAUCAGAAUGAUCAGAUACAAAAGUCAGACAGUUCGCAGAGUAGCUUUGAGAUGGACAGUCUGGUGUCUCAGACCUCGUCCCAGGCAUCUAGUGAAGUGACUGCUGACAGGGCAGCACUGGACAGUGGACUGUUCAGCAGUGGAAGCUGCAGCAGCGUGGAGGAGAAUGUAAUGGUAGGAAAAGAUGAUAAAUUACAGACGGAAACUUUGAGUCCAUCUUUGAACCAGGCGUGCCAAGUUGCCUCUCCUAUAGGGACCUUGCUGUCCCCCCAGAGUGGGCGGUUGUGGGGGACCACUCUAGAAGAGAAGAAGGCCAAGCUGCAGCAGCUCAGGGAAGAGAAGGAGAGACUAGAGAAGAGGCUUGCACAAGGGGAACAGAAGAAAGUGUACCCCAAGUCUCCCUUGCCUAAAGUCAAAGCCAACAGUACCCAGCACCAGACAACUGUCUUGCCAAGAGCUGCCUGUGUUGGGAUGCCAGCCCUGGCAUUGACAGAGCGUGAGAUUGAUGCUGUGACCAAGCUGCACACACUGUGCAACAGCCAGCAGAUCUCUCAAGUGGUGGGCAAGCAAAAGACCAAGACUGUGGUGAAACACUAUCCUGUCCGUGAGUCCAGCAGGGUCCAGUGGCUGGAGGACCUUGUGGUCAGUCCUGUCAUUCACAGCCCCAGUUCUGCUGACCAGAAACAAGCCAGGCCCAUUCUAACCCAGAAAUCGUUUCAGAAGACAGUUGCCCCAGCCCAGCACAAUGCCACAGAUCAUUCCUCGCCAAUAGUGGUUUCUAGGCUGCGAAGGACUAACACUUUGGGAAAAUCUGAAAUAUAA
Lingula anatina is the source of this 1956-nucleotide messenger RNA. RefSeq lists its product as uncharacterized. The record is from RefSeq and is a predicted model, not a curated record. NCBI's taxonomy places the organism in Eukaryota, Metazoa, Brachiopoda, Lingulata, Lingulida, Lingulidae.